This is a messenger RNA of Jatropha curcas, 489 nucleotides long. The record is from RefSeq and is a predicted model, not a curated record. Lineage: Eukaryota; Viridiplantae; Streptophyta; Magnoliopsida; Malpighiales; Euphorbiaceae.
AUGGUUGAUAUUUAUAGCCUUAGCACCAAUUCUUGGAAAAGCAAAAAUGUUGAUUAUCCUAAUUGUAGCUUAUAUUUUGCUAAAGUAAUUUUUAUUUUAACGGUUUUAUCCAUUGGUUCGAGGGAGGGAAGACAGUAUAUAUCUUUGUUCGAUUUGUCAAAUGAGGUUUUCCAAAAAUUGAGAAUUCCUGAGGAUUUAAGUGGAAAACUUGAAUUGACUGUAUUUGGCCAAUCGCUUGCCUUAAUACAAUAUGAAUCAUGGGAAUUUGAUCGUAAGUGCGAUGAUUGUUGCAUAUCGGUAUUGAAGGAUUACGGUGUAUCUGAAUCUUGGAGUAAACAUUUUGUCUUUAGAGAUCUAUAUGAAUAUGGAGGUUUGUUAUGGGUACUAGGCUUUCGAAGAAAUGGCGAAGCUAUUACUUUUCUGGGAUCUGGGAAUUUGGCUUCCUAUGAUCCCGAGACUGGGAAAAUAUCUAACUUUUGGAUUCAGUAA